Saccoglossus kowalevskii is the source of this 1129-nucleotide messenger RNA. Its product is annotated as patatin-like phospholipase domain-containing protein 4. Gene Ontology annotation, cellular component: cytoplasm; lipid droplet; membrane. Gene Ontology annotation, biological process: triglyceride catabolic process; lipid homeostasis. Gene Ontology annotation, molecular function: triacylglycerol lipase activity. NCBI's taxonomy places the organism in Eukaryota, Metazoa, Hemichordata, Enteropneusta, Harrimaniidae. The record is from RefSeq and is a predicted model, not a curated record.
CGCUGUGUAGACAGAUAGACGGACGUACUGAGUGAACUUGGAUCUAUGCGCCAGACAUCAGUGUCAGUGGACAACGAUUAACGCAUUGCCAAGAUUCAGUCACCUCUACCGGCUGUAAUCACUGAAAAUCUAAAUACGCUGUAACUUUAGUAAUUGGAAUAUGAACUCGACGAGUGACAACAAAAUCAACUUAUGUUUUGGAGGCAGUACGUUCCUGGGUGUAUAUCAACUUGGGGUGGCGCACUCUCUCUACAAUAAUGCUCAGGAACUGCUGAAUAAUGUGGAAUUCUACGGCGGGACAUCGAGUGGAUCGAUAGCUGCAGCACUUUUAUUGUUAUGUCCUGAUCGAAUAUCCGAUUACAUGGAAGCCUGUCGCAGCAUAGUCGACGAAAUCCGAUACACUGGCGGCAUCAAAAUGAACGAUCAUCCGACACUCACGGAGCGACUUCGUGAAACACUUGAUAGAAUUCUACCACAGGACAACGGCCCACUUCAAGACAUUGCCACGAACCGUCUAUUCAUUGCUUCCAAUAGGUUCCAGAAACGCUCUUCAAGUUUCCAUCUACCAAUGACGUUGCCAUGGAUGGACCCUCACGAGUGGAUACGACUCGGGACAACCAUGGGAACUACUGCUAUCGACAUGUUUCGUAAUCACUUCAUAGAUACCUCUGAAGACUUCAGUGUCGCCACCAGUAAUUAUGAGUCAAGGAAAAACUUGAUAGAGGUAUUAAGUGGUAGCUGCUACAUACCAAUAUGGGGAGGUCUAAGCCCGCCGCAACACAAUGGAUCGUGCUGGAUGGACACCGGACUUACGAAUAAUAUUCCCACUGAAGACAUAUUUCCCGGGUUCUCUAAAACAAUUACAGUUGCGCCAUUUUUAGGCGACGGAAUAGACAUCGGACCGAAAGUGAAAAAUAUCAGCAACGCGGUUCGAGUAUCAUCUAUCACAACUAGCUACCCCGUGGACUGGACAGCGUGGAAUUUUAUGCCACUCAACGACGCCCUCUUGCCACAAACUUGGAAUAGGCACAUGGAGUAUUUCCGGACCGGGUAUGAGGAUACACUUUUGUAUCUCAAAAAUGGAAAAGUAGUCCGGGACGAGGAACAAGAACUAUGUGUGUGUUCGUGA